Molecule: messenger RNA, 1236 nt
Organism: Oncorhynchus keta (chum salmon)
Lineage: Eukaryota; Metazoa; Chordata; Actinopteri; Salmoniformes; Salmonidae
Exons: 3
Coding region: 1-1236 (411 amino acids)
Source: RefSeq, a predicted model, not a curated record
AUGAGGUUUGUAGAUGACCGCCCAGGAAAGUCAAAACAAGCAUCUACACACCUGAGGCCAAGCAAAGACAAAAAGAGCCACAACACACCUGGGGCCAAAGUCAAACCAAGCCACAACACACCUGGGGCCAAAGACAAACCAAGCCACAACACACCUGAGGCCAAAGACAAACCAAGCCACAACACACCUGGGGCCAAAGUCAAACCAAGCCACAACACACCUGGGGCCAAAGACAAACCAAGCCACAACACACCUGGGGCCAAAGUCAAACCAAGCCACAACACACCUGAGGCCAAAGUCAAAACAAGCCACAACACACCUGGGGCCAAAGUCAAACCAAGCCACAACACACCGGAGGCCAAAGUCAAACAAAGCCACAACACACCUGGUGCCAAAGACAAACCAAGCCACAACACACCUGAGACCAAAGAGAAACCAAGCCACAACACACCUGAGGCCAAAGACAAACCAAGUCAAAACACACCUGAGGCCAAAGAGAAACAAAGCCACAACACACCUGAGGCCAAAGAGAAACCAAGCCACAACACACCUGGGACCAAAGACAAACCAAGCCACAACACACCUGGGGCCAAAGUCAAACCAAGUCACAACACACCUGGGACCAAAGACAAACCAAGCCACAACACACCUGGGGCCAAAGACAAACCAAGCCACAACACACCUGAUGCCAAAGACAAACCAAGCCAUAACACACCUGGGACCAAAGAGAAACCAAGCCACAACACACCUGAGGCCAAAGACAAACCAAGCCACAACACACCUGAGGCCAAAGACAAACCAAGCCACAACACACCUGGGGCCAAAGACAAACCAAGCCACAACACACUUGGGACCAAAGAGAAACCAAGCCACAACACACCUGAGACCAAAGAGAAAUCAAGCCACAACACACCUGGGGCCAAAGACAAACCAAGUCACAACACACCUGGGGCCAAAGUCAAACCAAGCCACAACACACCUGGGGCCAAAGAGAAACCAAGCCACAACACACCUGGGGCCAAAGAGAAACCAAGUCACAACACACCUGGGGCCAAAGUCAAACCAAGCCACAACACACCUGGGGUCAAAGACAAACCAAGUCACAACACACCUGGGGCCAAAGUCAAACCAAGCCACAACACACCUGGGGCCAAAGAGAAACCAAGCCACAACACACCUGGGGCCAAAGAGAAACCAAGUCACAACACACCUGGGGCCAAACCACAACACACCUGA